Molecule: messenger RNA, 1119 nt
Organism: Lycium ferocissimum
Lineage: Eukaryota; Viridiplantae; Streptophyta; Magnoliopsida; Solanales; Solanaceae
Product: xyloglucan endotransglucosylase protein 7-like
Exons: 3
Coding region: 85-948 (287 amino acids)
Biological process (GO): cell wall biogenesis; xyloglucan metabolic process
Cellular component (GO): apoplast; cell wall
Molecular function (GO): xyloglucan:xyloglucosyl transferase activity; hydrolase activity, hydrolyzing O-glycosyl compounds
Source: RefSeq, a predicted model, not a curated record
UCAAACACAAUCACAAACAACUCUAAUUUAUCCCUUCAAGGCACAAGUACAUAUCCUUUAAUUGUUUCCUUAAGAUUUUCUAUAAUGUUGCUGCAGCUCUCCAUUCUUGCAAUUUUCUUGCUAUGUCCUGCUUGGGCUGAUAAUUUCUACCAAGACGCGACGGUCACGUUCGGUGACCAGCGGGCUCAGAUAAAAGAAGGUGGCCGCCUUCUCGACUUGUCCCUCGACAAAAUUUCAGGCUCCGGCUUUCAGACCAAGAAUGAAUAUUUAUUCGGAAGGUUCGACAUGCAGCUCAAACUAGUGCCUGGAAAUUCUGCUGGCACUGUCACCACCUUCUACUUGUCAUCUCAAGGAGCAGGGCAUGACGAAAUUGAUUUUGAGUUUCUGGGAAAUUCAUCAGGCGAACCUUACACAGUUCACACCAAUGUUUACUCACAGGGAAAAGGCAACAAAGAACAACAAUUUCGCCUUUGGUUCGAUCCCACCUCAUCGUUCCACACCUACUCUAUUGUUUGGAACUCUCAACGCAUCAUAUUUUUGGUGGAUAACAUACCAAUAAGAGUGUUCAACAACCACGAAGCACUUGGUGUUGCAUUCCCAAAGAAUCAAGCAAUGAGAGUUUACGCGAGUCUAUGGAAUGCUGAUGACUGGGCAACACAAGGCGGACGGGUGAAAACAGAUUGGUCCAUGGCUCCGUUUACAGCCUCUUACAGGAAUUUCAAGACAAAUGCGUGUGUUUGGUCAGCUGCAUCGUCUACUUCGUCUUGUGGAGGCUCUAAGGCUGACUCAGUGAAUAAUGAUCAGGCUUGGCAAACUCAAGAACUGAAUGCCAAUGGCAGAAAUAGGCUUAGAUGGGUGCAGCAGAAAUACAUGAUUUAUAAUUACUGUGCAGAUGCGCAAAGGUUCUCUCAAGGCUUUCCUCCUGAAUGCAAACGUUCGAGGUUCUAAGGAUUAAGUCAGUCUAUGUUGUCUAUAGAAUUCUUGUUUUUCUUUAAUUUUGUUCUGGGAUGUCAUGAGAAAAAAGAACAUACUGUAAUUAUCUGUAUAAGCAACUUAAAUUCUUUAUUCUUUUUGUAAUCAUGAAAUAGAAAUUGUAACAAUGAAUCAUUUUUCAGCCAA